CGACUACUUCCUCGUCUUUUGUGAAUGUCGCUAAUUCUGAAUCCAAUGGCGCCAAGCAUCUCUCUCUCUGACCCCGCACCACCACUACAAGUAUCGCAUGCUCACUCUGUCACGAAACACCCAAAAACCACAAUCGACGUGAAUAUCGUCGAGAUCACUCCAUCAGACCGUGACAUUUCAUCCUCAUCCUCAUAUUCAUCUGAAAUACAGAUAGAUGAGCUAGAGAACGAACGCGCCCGCCUCCGCCGCCACAUCGGCCUCGAUUCUGCACACCCACCGCAGUCUCAACCUCUCUUCUUCAUCGAGCGAGUCCCGGACACGGACACAGCACCGAUUCCAUGUAGCCUUCCCGGGUGUAGGGAGGGAAUUGCCCCGGGUUCACAGCGGUUGGCUCUGAACCCGGGCAUGAGUGGGGUCAGUUGGUUUCGGUCCUCUUCCGACUACUACCACAUUCCCUGCUUUGAACGCAUCGCCGAUUUCAAUGAGUCCGCCUACCUCAACCGUCUCGUCCCUCUCACCCGGAACACAUUCAGGCUGCGCGGCUUAAAGCUCUCCUCGGUCUCUGACGGAUCGUACCUCCUCUCCGGCGGCGCAGAGCGGCUAAUACUGGAGUGGAAAGUUCGGCGCGGAAUGGACAUCGAUAAGCGCGACGGGGUGUUCGAUCCGGCCUGCUAUGAGCUAGAUCGCGGGGUCCAUGCGUUAAUGUACGAGGCGGGCUCGAGGGGGUACUGGCCCAGCGGUCGCCCGACAGGACUGGAUAUGUACGAGUAUUACACAUUGGCGAGGACGGUGGCUGUCAAUGAGUCUGGAGACGGGGAUGAGGAGGAAUGGAACCUCUUUGAGGCGUUUCUGGGACACGGAGAGAUUGGGAGUGGGUGUGGGCGGCAUGAUCUGAGUGAGUUAUUGGAGAGGUGGGAACAGAGCAAGGUUAGUUCGCUUUUCCCAUCUGAUCUAUGCUGUGCUCCGGUGAGAGCGACUGCUGGGACGCUGACGACGGGUAGAGCCUUGUGUUGCAGGAAGACAAAACGGGUGGAAGAGUACAAAACACCCUCAGUCCGACUGCCAUCAGAGCAAUCAGGCGAUUAUCGACAAUUCCCACGCCGCAGGUCGGCUAUAACAGGAUCUGGUCGUAGGCAUCUGAAAUUGAGUUGCGUUGCCCUGUCAGGUAGGUUUCUAUGGAGACUGGUUCCGGUUUUACUCUGCGAUUAGAUCUAUUCGGUCAAAAAAUAUAGAACGUAAGAGUGAAAGAAUACAUUGCAAGGCUGCCAUCCUUUCU
Aspergillus nidulans FGSC A4 is the source of this 1276-nucleotide messenger RNA. RefSeq lists its product as uncharacterized. The coding region runs from base 25 to 1209 and encodes 394 amino acids. The record is from RefSeq and is a predicted model, not a curated record. The transcript has 2 exons. NCBI's taxonomy places the organism in Eukaryota, Fungi, Ascomycota, Eurotiomycetes, Eurotiales, Aspergillaceae.